This is a messenger RNA of Fraxinus pennsylvanica, 936 nucleotides long. The record is from the annotation of a GenBank genome assembly. Lineage: Eukaryota; Viridiplantae; Streptophyta; Magnoliopsida; Lamiales; Oleaceae.
AUGGAGGAGAAGAGGCGCUUUUACAAUACCAGUAGCAGUAAAGCCCUAAAGCUAGACUUAAUAUUUAUAUUCUGCUUCAACAUUAUCUCUGUGCAAUGCUUAGAAAAGAUGAGCUAUAAUAACUCCAGCGACAGCGACCCUCCAUCACAAUCUGAGCCACCCGAAUUCAAGAAUAGGUUUCGGAGAAUUUCUCUCAGCAUACUGCUUGGAAUCAUAACAGGAUUGAUUUUUGCCUUACUCGUUGCUCUUCUAAUAAGGUACUUUAUCAGAUACAUUAACAGGAGCCCAAUCCUUAAAGGCCCUGUUGUGUUUUCUCCCAAAAUUCCUCCCAAGACUCUACAAUCAGCUCUUGCAAAUGAUCCCCAGUUGCUCGGCUCAAGUCCUAAUGGGAAGUACUACAAGGCUGUACUGGACAAUGGCCUAAUUGUUGCGGUCAAGCAGCUCGAGCCCUUUGAGAAUGUUUCUGUUGAAGCUCAGAGCAAGUCAGUCAAGAGAAGGAUACAGCAGGAGCUCGAAAUUCUUGCUAGCUUAAGGCAUAGGAAUUUGAUGAGUUUGAGGGCUUAUAUUCGUGAAUCUGAUAGAUCAGCUUCAGGCUACUGUGCUCCAGAGUACAUUCAGAACAACAGGUAUACAGAUAAGAGUGACGUGUUUAGCUUUGGGGUAAUCUUGGGUGUUCUAUUAACUGGUAAAGACCCAUUAGAUCAUUUUUUUGGGGAAGCAAGUAGUGGAGGAAGUUUGGGACUAUGGCUUGGUCAUCUGCAGCAAGCAGGGGAGGCUUCUGAAGCGCUAGAUAAAAGUAUCCUCGGGGAAGAAAUUGAAGAAGAUGAGAUGUUAAUGGCUAUUAAAAUUGCUGUUGUAUGCUUCUCUGACUCGCCUGCUGAUCGCCCUUCGAGUGACGAACUUGUGUCUAUGCUCACUCAACUGAACAGUUUCUGA